AUGGACCGUAGAGCCUCAGCGACUGACAGUACUUUUAUCGACACACAUGCAGCCAUGAUAAACCUCAUUGACGGUCUCACCAACAGGCCAAACAUAUCAUUAUAUGUCGAUCUGGAAGGUGUCAAUCUAUCCCGGCAUAGUACCAUCUCCAUCAUGCAAAUGCUAGUUCAUCCAUUAAACAAGAUCUACCUCAUCGAUAUCCAUACCCUUGACCGCAACGCAUUUUACAACCCUGGCAGGGCAGGCACGACUUUAAAAGACAUUCUAGAGUCUAAACAAAUCCUGAAGGUAUUCUUCGACGUGCGCAACGAUUCGGACGCUUUAUUUGGCCUUUAUGGUAUUCGGCUUGCUGGUAUACAAGACAUACAAUUAAUGGAAGUAGCAUCACGAAAGUUUUUAGGCUCAGAUACCAGGAAAUGGCUUAGUGGGCUCAAGAAGUGCAUCGAAAAUGAUUCCUCGCUCCCUAGUUCCUACAGGGAAACAUGGAGGCAGAUCAAGGAGAGCGGCAGGAGGCUUUUCGUACCCGAAUCUGGAGGGAGCUUCGAGAUUUUCAACACCCGCCCUUUGCCUGACGCUAUUAGGCUGUACUACAUUCAAGACGUCCAGUUUAUGCCAGGACUGUUGGAGUAUUACAAGUCCAUACUUUCUCUUGCGUGGACGAGGAGGGUGGAGCAUGAGAUAGAGGCGAGGUUGGCGUCGACGCAACCUGAAGGUUUCAAUUCCUGUGGGCCAGGCAAGACCUUAGCCCCUAUAGGCUGGCUGUGUAUAAAAUAA
This is a messenger RNA of Venustampulla echinocandica, 774 nucleotides long. RefSeq lists its product as uncharacterized. The transcript has a single exon. Gene Ontology annotation, molecular function: 3'-5' exonuclease activity; nucleic acid binding. Bases 1 to 774 code for a protein of 257 amino acids. The record is from RefSeq and is a predicted model, not a curated record. NCBI's taxonomy places the organism in Eukaryota, Fungi, Ascomycota, Leotiomycetes, Helotiales, Pleuroascaceae. Gene Ontology annotation, biological process: nucleobase-containing compound metabolic process.